AUGAAGUAUGAAGGCCAGCCGGAGUCUGAGGCAGCUCGCAGUAGAGCCAGUCUGCAUGGCAAAGCGUCUCUGCAGAUUGACCAGGUGCGCUCAGAAGACCAGGGCUGGAGUUGUGAGCCCAAGAUUUCCCAAAAACACAUAGUGAGAGCCGAGUCCAGAAACCUGCAACAGAUUGUAGUGUGGAUGAAAAAGCUCAUGCGCCCCACGUUCACGGACACGCCACCGCAGCAUGUGGAGGCGAGGAGGUGGCAGCAUUACUCUGACCUGCACUGCCUCGGAAACCCCAAGCCAGUGGUCACCUGGCUGAGAGAAGGGGAUCAGUUGACCAGCAACAAGAAAUACACGGUGAGUGACGGCAGUCUGACGGUGCAGGCCAUCACGCGGGAGGACCGGGGGCCUACAGCUGCCCGAGCCCACAGUGCAGGAGAGGCGCUACACACCACUCGCCUUCUGGUGCAAGGUCCUCCAUACAUCGUGUCACCACCCGAGAACAUCACUGUUAACAUAUCCCAGAAUGCCCAAUUUACGUGCCAAGCAGAGGCGUAUCCUGGCAACCUGACCUAUACCUGGUACUGGGAAGAGGACAACGUAUAUUUCAAGAAUGAUCUGAAGCUCCGCGUUCGCAUCUUUAUUGACGGAACCCUCAUUAUCUACAGAGUCAAGCCAGAGGAUGCUGGGAAAUACACCUGCAGCCCAAGUAACAGCCUGGGCAUCUCCCCCUCUGCUUCAGCUUACCUGACCGUGCAAUACCCUGCCCGUGUUGUGAACAUGCCACCUGUCAUCUACGUCCCAAGAAAGUUGCCAGGAAUUAUUCGCUGCCCAGUGGAUGCCAACCCCCCAGUUACGUCAGUCAGAUGGGAGAAAGACGGCUACCCCCUCAGAAUUGAGAAGUAUCCUGGGUGGAGCCAGAUGGCAGACGGAAGCAUUCGAGUAGCAGAGGUCACUGAAGACUCCCUUGGCACCUACACCUGUGUGCCUUACAAUGUCCUAGGUACCAUGGGACAAUCCCCUCCGGCCACUCUGGUGCUAAAGGACCCCCCUUACUUCAACGUGAGGCCCGGGGGGGAGUACCGUCAGGAGGCGGGGAGAGAGCUGGUCAUCCCCUGCGCUGCUUCUGGAGACCCUGAGAUUCCAACCAUUGUAUGGAGAAAGGUUGGGAAGCCCAGCAGAAGCAAACAUAACAUCUUACCAAGUGGUAGCUUGCAAUUUGUGUCUCUGAGCAAAGAGGAUCAUGGGGAGUGGGAAUGUGUUGCCACCAACGUAGUAACAAGCAUCACUGCCAGCACACGCCUUUUUGUAAUAGGCACUAGUCCACACGCGCCAACUAAUGUCCACGUGUCAGCAUCCACAAGCUCCGCUAAUGUUUCCUGGGAACCUGGAUAUGACGGAGGCUUUGAACAGACGUUCUCGGUCUGGUACGGCCGAAAGGUGAAGAAUGAUUUAGGGCCACAUGACUGGCUAUCCAUACCUGUGCCCGGCUCUCAGACGUGGUUGGUGGUCCAGGUGGAGCCAAAGACUGCCUAUCAAUUUAGUGUGCUGGCCCAGAACAAGCUGGGCAGGCCCUUCAGUGAGGUAGUCACUGUGACUACAGGAGGGUAUCCCAUAAACCCUGAACCACUGGUGCUUCUAACUCCACCACGGUGCCUCACAGCCAACCGGACACAGCAGGGUGUAUUGUUGACGUGGCUUCCUCCGGCCAAUCACUCUUCACCAAUUGACCGUUACAUCAUCGAGUUCCGCCUGGGAGAAAGGUGGGAGGUUCUAGAUGACUUGAUUCCUGCCACUGAAACUGAGAUCAUAGCAAGAGAUCUUAUUCAGGACUCUUGGUAUGAAUUCAGAGCGCUAGCUGUAAUGGAUGAUCUUGUCAGUGAGAGCAGUAAUGUGGUGGGAGUGUCAAGUACAGACCCCUUCCCUCCCACAGAAAUCUCAGACGAGGGGCUGGCCAAGCCAGUGGUGGCCGGCAUCGUGGCCACCAUCUGUUUCUUGGCGGCUGCUAUCCUAUUCAGCACGCUCGCUGCAUGUUUUGUCAACAAGCAGCAUCGUCGCAAGCUUAAACGCAAACGAGACCCUCCACUAUCGAUUACACACACAAGGAAAAGCAUCGAAUCUCCGCCUCCUCUUACCCCCUUGCCUGGCAUUGAGCCCUACUGGGAAGAGCCAGACAGGAGCAGCUACAGGCCCCCAUCCACCAGCCCUCAGCUGUCCUCUGGGAAGAUCAGUCCUGAGAGCAUUGCUUCCUCCAGGCCCCCAUCUCUGGCCAGCGUGGGUGGCCAUGGUCUUUACGUUAAGAAGUUGCCGAGCCCUAGGAAAGAGAAAGAGCUUUCCCUCUAUAAGAAAACCAAGAGAGCAAUAACCAGUAAGAAGUACAGCGUGUCCAAGCACGAGGCUGAGGUCACCACGCCCAUCGAGCUGAUCAGCCGUGGACCUGAUGGCCGAUUCGUCAUGGACCCCAGUGACAUCGACUCGUCCCUCAAGCCACGACGCAUUGAGGGUUUUCCUUUUGUGGAGGAAUCAGACUUGUAUCCUGAGUUCCGCCAAUCAGAUGAGGAGAACGAUGACCCAGGGCCCCUACCCCCAGUCAUGGCCACCCUCAGGCCCCAGAUAUCCCCUGUGUCCUCCAGCCAGGAGUCCUACAUGCAGCCCCCAGCCUACAGCCCCCGGUUCCAGAGGCCUAUGGAAGGUAUGAGCAUCUCGGAGGGUAGUCGGCUUCAGGCCACAGGGCAGAGCCGGGUCUCCCAUUUUCACAGGGUCUUCCCUCCAGGCCCCUUCUAUGGCUAUCUAGGUAGCGGUGCUGAGGUGGAGCUUCACCCUCCUUUUUACAUGCCUGAUGUUAGUCCACGUAGCUCUGCCAUGUCCUCCUCACCUUCAUACCCCCCUGAGGGGCCGUUCCGCCAUCCCACCAUCCCAGAGGAGAGGGAGGAGCUGAGGAUCCAUCAGUAUGGUGCCUCCGGCCACGCCCUCCCACUGGUGCAUAGCCCUCCCUCCUCUCGCUCAACCGAGAUCUGGCAGCCUCCUGACUUCCCCUUUCUAGGUCAGGAGGGUCCCCGUCUCGCUCUUCCACCACGUCAUUCCUCAUAUCUCCACCGGGAACUCCCCGAUCCCCCGCCAUACCCCUCCCAUAGUCGUACUCUUAGCACCACCUCUCAGCUCCCUUCAAGCUCUGCUUUCCUCCAGCUGGAGGCCCCUAGAGCCCACCUGAGCAGAUCUCCCGGCAGGUUUCCGCCUCAGGGCCCUUCAGCCAAGCAUAUAACUAUGCAACAGGCCCAGACUCUGGGGCAGUUGAGACACACUGCCCACGGUAUGGGCGUACCAGUGUUGCCUUACUCAGGCGCCACGGCCCGCAUGGGGAGCCCAAGCACACUGCACAGUGAGAGCUCGGACGGCUGGAGGUCUGAGGCCCAGCCUUGGCUGAGCCCCAGGGCGGCACGAAGGAUGGAUCUCGGCCUACAGCAGGUGGUCCUGCAGCCGUCACGACUCUCCCCUCUCACCCAGACCCCUCCCAGCUCACACGCCGGCUCUCCAGACAUUCUCGUCCGCCCUCCUCCCCGCCCUAGCAUCCUGCGGUCUUCCCGCUCUCAAGAGAUGCCCGAGAGCGCCCGCCACCCCGCCAGUGUCUCCUUCUCCCGAAGGUCUCUCUCCUCGUCCCCUGCCACUUCACCUACCCAAGGCCAGAGCGGCCAGCGGCCCAGCCUCAGCUACCGUGCCCACAUGGCCUUUGCCACAGCCGCGGCCAGUUACCCCUCCCAGUCCCCUUCACCCCCUGCGGAGAGCAGUGAUGCUUUCGGCCAGAUGCCAUCUCAGAGAAGGACAGAUGAGGAGAUGCUCCCCUCAGAACCCUCUCCAGGGGAGCAUCUAGGUGCAGUGAGAGUCCCUGCAGGGUCUGAGAGCUUUGAAGCACUGAUUUAUUAUUGUAUUAAUAAAGCCAAGAAAUCAACAGCCAACAAGAACAACAACUCCAGAUUCAAGAAAAGGACAGAUGUGUCCAACUCUCAGACCCAGCAGCCGCAUGCAUCUCAGGCCUCUGAGCAAAGAGAACAUCUCAGCUCUCCCUCAAAGAAAAAGUGGAAAAGUACACUUAGAAAGUCCCCCUGUCUUCAUCUGUCCUCUCUGCUGCGCUGGCUUCACCCCAGAGAAGACAGAAAAUCCCUCCUGGCCAGUAUGGACCCUGCCCACUCAAACUAUGGUUCUCUGCUUUGAGAGCCAACCCUGUCUCCCCCCAAACUCACUAAAACUUAUCCUGUGGGGCGGAUCGUCUCCUUGUCCAUUAGCAAAAAUGUACAAUGGACAAGCUCUCAGUACUGUUUUGUAAUCAGUCUAAACUAGAUACGAUUUAUUAUGUUCUUCGGUUGGCACAAUAUACUACACAUAUCUGUAUUUUCUGUAAAUUUACACAAAGGAAAAACGUACAGGGGUGCUCUUUUGGAAGAAACAGAAAAGGACAGGACAAAAGCUUUUCGUUUGAUAAUAAAAAAAAAGAAAGUAAUAGCAUUCCAUUACAUGCUAGGAAAAAUCUUGCUGGCCACUUCGGUUUUUGUCAUAACGUUGUCGGAACUGUGUAUAUUGUGAAGGAAAGAGUUAAAUGCUCUGUACAAAUAUGUCUUUCAAGACCUGAUAGCUACUACAGGGUUUCUUUUCUUCCUUCUACAAAAUAUACCUCAAAAAAGAAAAUAGAAAAAAAAGAAAACGAAUAAAUGAUCUGGAACAUAUUUCAGCACUUCUACCAUAUUUUGUGCAAGCUAGCAUUUCAUUUUGGAUGACGUGUGCUGUCUGUUUGUGGCAAAGCUUUGACAGCAUUACAGAACAUGAGGGAUUAAUGUAAGCCCAGAAAUUACAAUGUAUUUAUUUAUAAAAUACUGAACGUGAAAUAUAAAGCACAGAAUAUCAUAGAAAUUGUAAGCUUGAAAUGAAUGACUGCAGUACUAGAUUGGUCCUGCGACAAAGUUUGAACAAUUAAUUCCAUGCAAAGGCAAGUAGAAUUGAAAACAUGCUUUCUUAUUUUUUUAAAUAAUUGACAUUAUAUUUGACUACCACCAUUGGACAGCUUUAAGGCAUUUUUUUAAUCUGUGGUUGGAGGAAGAGUAAUAUUAGCCCCCUGCUGAAAAAAAAAAAAAGAUUUAGUUUCACAUUAAAUUUUAGAAUUUCCUCUUUUUGACAUGUUCAGAUGGCAUAAGCGCAAAUGUAAUAUUUAAACUGAAGUAGAAUUACCUGGUCCUUGUCUUGCACAAAUGUAGUUAGAAGUGGUGAAAUGCAUUAUUAAUCUUUUCGUCACUUCCUUGAAGUAAAUAAUUUGUUAUACGUUUGCUUUGGACAUACAAUACACCAAGGAAGUACAGUAGAUAUCGUGCAGACUAAUGAAGUCAUCAAUAUAACAUAGAAAAGUGAAAUAGUCCUUAAUCUAAUCAGUUGGGAAAAAAAAAAAAAAAAAAAAAAGAUUACUUCUUGGUUACUUUCUACCUGCAAAAGUGGACCUCCAAAAUAGCUUGACUCUUUAAAAAAAAAUAAUAACUGUAUUGUAAUCUUUACUAUUUGCCAUCCAUCACAGCUCAUCUGAUGACAUAGCAAAGUUUGUGUUAUUUGAAUUAAUGAUGACUUUAGUAGCCUAUUUCCGAAAGAUGUUAACUGUCUCUAGAGUUCACUAACAGCUGCUGAUCUGCUACCUAAAGUGAAAGCUACUCGGGCGUGUGCUAGUUUAGUUUAACCGAUGGUGAAUGUAUGAUUUGCUCUUAGAAUUCAGAUUUAUCUGAAUAUUUUUAGUGUGAUGUUUCUCUCUUUUAGCUUAUUUAUACGUACGCCGAUGCGAUCAACUCCAAAAUGAAUCUUGAAGGUACAACUUAAUAGGAAAUUGAAUGAAAUCUCAUGCAGUACUUGAAUAAGGCAGAAUAUACAAGCAGGAAACCCUGGGGUGCGUAGGGAUUCGUACUGUAGUAGCCAUUUUGAGUUUCGAGGAUUUGAUUUAAGUGCCCAAAGGGCUGUUUACUUUGUCUUUCCUUUCUCUCUUUUUGUAUACAACUGUUUUACUCGAAGUGAAAACGAAUGCUCAAACGUCUCGCAGUGUAUUUGAGCUAUUCAGUAUUAGAUCAGCAGACUCCAUUGCUUAUUUCUAUGUACAUCUUUUUCCACCCCAUGUGGUGCGAUUCGUAAGGCUGCUUUAAUCGUGUAGUCUCUGAGAGGAGAAGGGCAGUGUUUAUUUUUAGAUAUUCCUGAUUACCUGCCUUUAGCUGUCGGGAGAGAAGUGUUCGACUUAGACUUAACUCUGUUUUUGCUACGUGUUUUGUCAAGUUCUGUCAAGAACUCAUUGCUAACAAGUCCUACAACAACCACAUAAUGUUUACAUGAUCUAGAAAUAUAACGUGCAAGGAUGUAGGCACACUGUACACAUUAUGACUUGGUGCUAUGUCUUUUUGAACUCGUGGUGCUGUGGUUCAGAGGUUAACACACAAACUCACGCACAGUCCUCUGUCUUAAACUAGCCUAACUAAACUAGCUCUGUUGUGAUUUCCGUUGUCGAGUUCUCCUGGUGAGUAGGACCGCAAGCAAUAAAACCUCUCUCACAGGGCAGGUCCUGUGCGCUCACUAUAUCUCUCUUUCGGUAUGAAAACGGUUAAAUACAGUUCGGCUUUGCCUAUUCAGUAUGUGCUUACGUUAUCGCGUGAACGUUCGCCGAUAAAAGCCCGCGCAUUUAGGCAGAUCGCCAGGCUUGAAGGAGGCACUAUUUCAAUGUAUAAUCCAUAAAAUGUACCCACGUUAUGAUAGUCAAUUUUUUUCAUUUAGCAUGGGAAGGACGUGGUAACUCGAGCAGGUGGCGUUCUGACGCGUCAAGCGGCGGCGUUUCUGUUUUAUAGCGUUUUUCUUGGACACAACGGAGCGAUGCGUCCUCGCGUAAAGCUGUCACACCGAUUUAAGACGCAGGUGCGGUGUCUCUGUAUGUCUGUGGAAGGUGAUCGACGGCAUUUUCUUCAGCUCCUCUGGUCUUUGAAGAGAGAACCCGGUUGAAACGACUCUCUUGAAUAUAUAUGAUACUGUACAGGUAGAUGCGCGCCCCAUUUUCGCUUCUGUAAGAGGGCUCGUUUGCAGGAAGCGUCAUAUCAAUUCUUUGAUUGCCUGUAUUCAGUUUUGUGCUUACUACUUUUGGUGCUUCGUGAAACUUUGUUUUCCUUUUUUUUCUGAACAGAACUAACCUUGCAUAAUCAAGCUAUUCCACUCGUUCGGACCUGUCUCGUUUCAUCUUUUUGUUCUCGAUUCUUUUGCUGUUCAUAUUAACCAGCACUGAAAACUUAGAAUGUAAUACUGCAUUAUGCACUAAUUUACGACUGUUUUAACAUUAAACCUCAUUCUUAGAGCUUAUUGGAAGCAUAUUUCAAAUCGCAUUGUGCUUUCUGACUGCUUUUGAAUUUGUGUUGUACAUUGUUUACAGAUUUUAUUAUUAUCUAAAGAUGUGUUCUGGGCAAACAUGUUUUUCAUCUUUAUCACCCUACAUGCAAAUGUAUAAGAGACUGUUCUUACGUGAAGAAAAAGACCAUAAUGGAAUAUGAGUUUUGUUUUUCCUUUCAGGUUUUUUGUUUUUUGAUUGAAUGACUAGACCGAAGGCUUCUUUUGUUAAUUAAUCUCAUUUAUUUCAGGUAUUAUUCUCAAACAGUAUGGUGCUGUACCAAAGCCUUAUGUACAAUAUUAUUAUAUGAUGCGUUGUUUGAUUCUUCUGCCACUGCUAAGGAAUUCUCUAAAUUGCUAGACGCCUCUGAUUAUGAAUUAAGGUGCAGUGUGCCUCUUUCUUUUGGUCCUUGAUUAGUACUUUGCAGUGCUUUUCUUGGGCAUUCGGUGUCUCCACAUACUGUACUCAGAUGUUAAGAUACGGUGCCUGGUGUGUCUUCAUGCUGCUAGGAGUAAAUGUUAAAGAUGUUUUGUAUCUGUACUACCAACUUCUGAAAUACGACAUUGACCUCCACAAUAACUCAGCUGGACACUCUUGAUAUCAAAAGGGAGCAACCCUUCAGUAAGCAAUGGCAUUUUUAGGGAAUAAAGGAAAUCCCAUUGUUAUUUCACAUUUAUUAAAUUGCUUUCAUCAUUUUUUUAAACAUUUAUUUAAAAGUUUUGCUCUAGAAUAAGACCCCAGUCAAAAAGAAUAUGCUAUCCUGACAAGUGAAUUGUCCUUGAGAAUUACAUCAAUACCAGACCUGGGAAUGAAACACACGGAAGUGUUAAGUGUGUGUGUGCGUGCGUGUGCGUGUGUGUGUGUGCGUGCGCGCGCGCGCUGUCUUUAACAGCCCAGUUAAAGUUCUGUAUAGUGGAGCCGUUCAAUUUGCAUUGUUUACAUCACCAGAUGCCCAGAUAUGCACAUUUUGGCAAGCUCUAUUAGGUUGACAUUUUCCAACGCUUUGGUCCAUGUAAUAACCCCGUAAAACUUUUUGUAUUUUGAUAUAAUAAAAAAAUAUAAGAAUGUG
Messenger RNA from Puntigrus tetrazona (Sumatra barb), 8438 nucleotides. It is a transcript of the gene igsf9ba, whose product is annotated as immunoglobulin superfamily, member 9Ba. The record is from RefSeq and is a predicted model, not a curated record. NCBI's taxonomy places the organism in Eukaryota, Metazoa, Chordata, Actinopteri, Cypriniformes, Cyprinidae. Gene Ontology annotation, biological process: cell-cell adhesion. Gene Ontology annotation, molecular function: protein binding.